Molecule: messenger RNA, 1395 nt
Organism: Henningerozyma blattae CBS 6284
Lineage: Eukaryota; Fungi; Ascomycota; Saccharomycetes; Saccharomycetales; Saccharomycetaceae
Gene: ERG13
Product: hydroxymethylglutaryl-CoA synthase
Exons: 1
Coding region: 1-1395 (464 amino acids)
Biological process (GO): acetyl-CoA metabolic process; ergosterol biosynthetic process
Molecular function (GO): hydroxymethylglutaryl-CoA synthase activity
Source: RefSeq, a predicted model, not a curated record
AUGACUGAAAAAAAAAGACAAAACACAUCCAAUCCCUUACCAAGACCAAAAAAUGUUGGGAUUAAAGGUAUGUCGAUUUAUAUCCCAAAAACUUAUGUCAACCAAGCUAGUCUAGAAAAGUUUGAUGGUAUCUCUGCUGGUAAGUAUACCAUUGGGUUGGGCCAAACUAAUAUGGCCUUUGUUAAUGAUAGAGAAGAUAUAUAUUCUAUGGCUUUGACUGUUUGCCAAGAUUUAUUAGCAAGUUAUAGCAUUGAUACUGCAAAUAUCGGUAGAUUAGAAGUUGGGACCGAAACUCUAUUGGAUAAGUCUAAAUCUGUAAAGUCAGUUCUAAUGCAAUUAUUCAAAGAUAAUUCUGAUAUCGAAGGGAUUGAUACGUUGAAUGCCUGUUAUGGGGGUACUAAUGCUCUUUUCAAUUCCAUCAAUUGGAUAGAAUCAUCCGCUUGGGAUGGUAGAGAUGCUAUUGUGGUUUGUGGGGAUAUUGCCAUUUAUGACAAAGGUGCUGCUAGACCUACUGGUGGUGCUGGUACUGUUGCUCUAUGGAUAGGUCCAGAUGCUCCAUUGGUAUUCGACUCUACAAGAGGUUCAUAUAUGGAAAAUGCUUACGAUUUCUAUAAACCAGAUUUCACCAGCGAAUACCCUUAUGUGGAUGGUCAUUUUUCCUUAACUUGUUAUGUUAAAUCCGUAGAUAAAGUUUAUGAUGCUUAUUUGAAAAAAGCUAUUAGAAAUGGAUUGAUUGAAGAAAGUGUUAAACCAUUAACUGAAUUUUUCGAUUAUAACGUAUUCCAUGUUCCAACUUGUAAAUUAGUCUCUAAAUCCUACGGUAGAAUCCUAUUCAAUGAUUUUAAGAGAAAUCCAAAAUUAGUUGAAUCAAUGGGGGGUAAUGAUGAUGAAUUGAAAAAAUUCUUAGAAUUAGAUUAUGAUUCUUCACUAGUUGAUAAGUUGUUGGAAAAAAAAUUCGUUCAAUUGAGUAAAUCAUUAUUUAAUGAAAAAGUUUCACAAUCUAUAACUGUGCCUACUAAUACUGGUAACAUGUAUACUGCAUCUGUUUAUUCAUCAUUGGCUUCAUUAUUAUACUUCCAAGGUUCAGAUGAUUUACAAGAUAAAAGAAUAGGUUUAUUUUCAUAUGGUUCCGGUUUGGCUGCCUCUCUAUUCUCUUUGAAAGUUAGAGGUGAUAUAAAUCAUAUUAUUAAUGUCUUAGAUUUAAAUAACAAAAUCUUCGAAUCAAGAAUUGAAAAGACUCCACAAGAAUAUGAAGCUGCGUUGACCUUGAGAGAAAAUGCUCAUUUAAAGAAGGAUUUCAUACCAGUAGGUUCCUUAGAUGAUUUACAUAAGAAUACUUAUUAUCUAACCAAGGUCGAUGAUAGAUUCAGAAGAGAGUAUGCUAUCAAGGAAUAA